Messenger RNA from Fusarium pseudograminearum CS3096, 1464 nucleotides. RefSeq lists its product as uncharacterized. Lineage: Eukaryota; Fungi; Ascomycota; Sordariomycetes; Hypocreales; Nectriaceae. The coding region runs from base 1 to 1464 and encodes 487 amino acids. Gene Ontology annotation, cellular component: plasma membrane. The transcript is spliced from 3 exons. The record is from RefSeq and is a predicted model, not a curated record. Gene Ontology annotation, biological process: adenylate cyclase-activating G protein-coupled receptor signaling pathway; cell surface receptor signaling pathway. Gene Ontology annotation, molecular function: G protein-coupled receptor activity.
AUGGAGAGUAUGGGGCAUCCGCAAGGGCAGACUCUCACGCCCGACCAGAUCAAUGUCCUCAUUACCAUCGAACGAUUUGGCGCGGGCUGCUCUAUGGUGGCUAUUAUUUUUCUCUUAUUGAGCUUCGCCUUGUUCAAGAAGCUUCGGACCACUCCAAACCUCUUCCUUGUUUUCGCCUCGAUUGCAAAUGCCGGUGCCAGUGUGGCAUCUAUGAUCGGAUAUGAUGGCCUCGAAGCAGGUGAGAGCUCACACUUGUGCCAGGCCCAGGCCUUCAUCUUCGAAUGGUUCAUGCAGUCUGACCCUUGGUGGUCUCUUGCCAUGGCUAUCAACGUGUUUCUCGUCUUCUUCUGCAACGCCGAUCCACGAAUGUUUCGCAGCUAUGCCUGGCUUUACUGCAUAAUCUGCUUUGGCGGUCCAUUGAUCCCAGCGAUUGUUUUGAUCUCCAUUCGCAACUCUCCGAGAGGCCUCAUGUUUGGGGAUGCUACUCUGUGGUGCUGGAUUGGAACCGACUGGAGUUUGGUUCGCCUCUACGCCUACUACAUCCCGAUCUGGAUCUUUUCUUUCCUCUCAAUCAUGAUCUAUAUUGCGGUCGGAUACCACGUCUUCCAUGCUCGAAAUAUGCUCAGGGAUUUGGUGGUCGAUGGAAUGAAGGUUGAAAGGAGUGACAGUAUCCCUUACUCAAGCAGCGAGCACCGAGGUUCCUCUGAAGCGGUAGCCUCUCCCCAUGAUAUCAGCGAGAGUGGAGAUACUGACUGUUAUCCUCAGAAUCUUACGGGUCGUCAGGAGUUCUACGGUACUGCUGUCACGGAAGUUCAGAUCAUACGAGAGGAACCAAGACAGGCAACACACCCUGGCCUUGCCCGACCUGCUACAGCGCACACUGGUUCCAACCCUCCACGUAUUCAAUCAUGGGUCUUGCCUGGUUCCUUCGAGCAACUCGAACGUACUACUUCUGGAAGAGCUCAACGAUUCGAGACGGUUUGUACGUCUGACAGCACUCCACAGCCAUCUUCGACUUUGAUCACCCGGCUUCGUGCGAUUAAAUCCAACGCUUCCUUGAAGCUCAAGCGACUCGAUCCAGUAAAGAUGGCGUAUCUUCGUACAAGCUUCAUUUUUGGCUUUGCAGUAUUGAUCACCUGGAUUCCGAGCUCAAUCAACCGACUCUACAGCCUGACGCAUGGGGACAGAAUCAGUUUCAGUCUGAGUGUGGCCAGCGGCUGUGUCCUCCCACUCCAAGGUUUCUGGAACACUCUGAUUUACUUUACAACCAGCUGGAAGGUCCUCCGUGAAGAAGUGCGAACAGCCAAAGCGGAGUGGUUCAAACGACCCGAAGAGUGUACAGAUGGGAUCCGCCUCAACAGUCGACUUGGAACUUUCAAGGGAGACUAUCGUGAUACCCUUGAGCGAACUCGACCAGUUCGCGCCGGCUCCACUGAGGAUGCCGAGAAGUCAGUGACAGAGUAA